AUGCUCGGAAAGAAAUUUUGUGUCUUGUCUUGUCGAAUUGCUGAAACCCAUUCGUCAUCCUCAUUCCGAUUGCUCAUUCGUCAAUUGAAGCCACUCACAAACACUAUGAAGAAUUAUCACAAAAUUCAUCACACCUAUUUAUGUGGAAUGGAAUGUGCCGUGCUCACACCUUCCUCAAUCCAGCAUGCUCUUUCCAACAACCACCACCACCAAACUUCAAGUGUGAAUAGUGCUGUCAUUUGGCUUCAUGGACUCGGAGAUACCUAUGAUGGAUUUGCACAAAUGCUCCAACACGUUCUACCAAAUCAUACGAUUGGUAUUUUACCCAAUGCACCUCACCGUCCAAUCACAAUUAAUGGAGGAAUGGUGAUGCCUGGUUGGUAUGAUAUUCAAUCUCUCGAUCGACAAGUCAUGAAAGUCAAAGAAGACAUUGAAGGAUAUCAUGCUUCUAAAAAACUUGUCAAUGAUUUAAUUCACACUUUAAUGACCAAUGAUGAUGAAUUUCUGAAACAACACUUAAUCCCUCAAAUUCCCUCAAACAGAAUUGUAUUAGGUGGUUUUUCACAAGGAGGUGCCAUGUCUGUCCUUGUUGGCUCUCAAUGUAAAUAUCCACUUGCAGGAAUUGUGUGUGCGAGUGGUUAUGUAUUAUUGAGAUCUCAAUAUUCAACUUCAAAAGAAUUUAUUUCACAAGAGAAUAUUUCAACACCACUUUAUAUUUUCCAUGGAGAUGAAGAUGAUGUGGUGAAUUAUCAGAAUUUUGCAAAACAAUCCUUUGAUUGGUUGGAAGAGGGUGGGAAAAUGAUUACACAACGAAAGAUUUAUAGAUUUCAUUCACAUGAAGUGAGUGAAGAAGAGAUGAGAGAUUUGAAAAACACAUUUUCCAAGCUUCUAAAUUAA
Messenger RNA from Naegleria fowleri, 897 nucleotides. RefSeq lists its product as uncharacterized. Bases 1 to 897 code for a protein of 298 amino acids. The record is from RefSeq and is a predicted model, not a curated record. The transcript has a single exon. Gene Ontology annotation, cellular component: cytoplasm. Gene Ontology annotation, molecular function: palmitoyl-(protein) hydrolase activity; carboxylic ester hydrolase activity. Gene Ontology annotation, biological process: protein depalmitoylation. NCBI's taxonomy places the organism in Eukaryota, Heterolobosea, Eutetramitea, Acrasida, Naegleriidae.